UUUUUCUCGCCUCCCGCGAGUCCCCUCUCAAUUUUCAUUUUCAUUUCGAAUUUCGCAGCAAUCUUGGAGCCAAACCUCCCCAGUUCACUUCCAAUUUUUAGUACGCAAAUAUUUUAUAUAGUUUUUAAAUUCUAAAAAAAAACACACAAAAUAUAAAUAUACAAAAUUGAAGUAUCCCUUACACGCUCGUUUACAUACAGAAAAUUAUAUCCAAACCCGGAAGCCAUAGUGCAUACCAUCGAUCUGUCAUCUUCGUCGUUUCAACAAACUUCAAUCGCAGCUUUCGAAUUUUUCGCUUUCUUGGCUUUAUCGUCUUCUCCCGGAGAAGUAUCGGUUUUUCGUCAAUUAUCGUCGAAGAUUCAGAAUAUUGUUUUGAGUGUAUGUUAACUUUUUAUCUGAAAUUCGACGACUAAUCAGAUUUUUAUUUUUUAUUUUUUCUGUUUUUACUGAUUCUUGGUGCAUCGCUGCUUCGAAAUUCUGAUGUUAGGGUUUUGGCGCAGAAUUGGAGUGGAUUUGGUUGUUUGAUUAGCUAUUCGGGGCUCAACUGGAGAAAUCUCCGUGUUUGAUUUUUCGUUUUGGUCGAAAGUUAGGGUUUUGGUUUCGGUUUAUGAACAAUAGUUGAUAAUUUAUGAAAUUUACUCCGUGCAUAUACAGAUAUGUGGGUUUAUUUUCAUAGUAGAAGGAUAUGGUUGUGAAACGGAUUACGAAAUUCGAAAUGCCGAAGCUGAAACGGUGCAUUGUGGCGGAAAAUGAUGAGAAGUUUUCGCCCAAGAGAUUGAGAACCGAUGAGCUUAGCGCCGUUCCAAUAAAUGAAUUGGAGGAUUGCAGCACCUGUUUAGCAGAUUCUAGGUGCAGAGGGGUUUCGAGCAAUGAUGGUGAAGCAGAAUCAAAUAUGGGGAUUCCUGAUCCAAUUCAACCGUUAAGAGGCAUGAAGAAAGGUUUGCAAGUGCAUAAUGCUCCGCCGUUCAAGUCUUCGCGAGGUCGUCUUCAGGUGCUUCCUUCUAAAUUCAAUGACUCUGUUCUUCAUUCAUGGAAGAAAGAGCGAACUGGCACUGAUGAAUCUGAGCUUUGUUUUAGCAAUGGCGAUUCUACAUGUAACAAGAAGAUAUCAGAACGGAAAGGGUCAUGUUCUGACUUGCAUUUGUAUAAGAAGCAAAGUUUAGAUAGUCAGUUUAGCUUUGACAACUUGCAUAACACAAAGUCUAUUGAUAAUCUUGUGAAAGCCGAGGAAGGAGAGUUUGGUUAUACAGGACAAGUGGAUUGUGAUAGUAUAUUGUAUUCAAGUUCAAAAAGUUCUUUGACAUCCAUUAGUGGAGGUGGUGUUUCAUCAUUUAUUGAGUCUCAACCAAAAGUGAAGAGUGGUUUUGUGAGGUCUGAGAAAUACACAAAAGGGAAGGCUGAGAAGAAGGAUUACUAUGAGCCGGGCAACUUUGUUAUGGGUGAUAUAGUCUGGGCAAAAUGUGGAAAGAAGUACCCUGCUUGGCCUGCCAUUGUUAUUGAUCCACGAUGGCAAGCACCUGAAUCUGUUCUUAGAGCUUGUGUUGCUGAUGCAAUUUGUGUGAUGUUCUAUGGGUACUCCAGAAAUCGACAAAGGGAUUAUGGAUGGAUCAAAGCUGGAAUGAUCUUUCCUUUUCAAGAGUACAUGGAGAGAUUUCAGGGACAGACAAAGUUGUUUGGCAGCAGGCCAGCUGAUUUUCGGGAAGCAAUUGAAGAAGCAGUUUUAGCUGACCAGGGUUACCUAAAUAAGGAUUCUGAAAACUGGCAAGAGACACCUUCAUUUGUAAACCAAGCAGAAACUGCAGAGGACACAGGAUCGAAUCUUGAGCUUGAAUGCUGUUUAUCUGGCCAGGAUGCAUACUAUAAGAAGAAAGAAACUCGAUCUUGUGACAGUUGUGGUUUAAUUAUUCCAUGCCGGUCAAUUAAGAAAGUGAAAGAGAAAAAUGCUCAAACCCAAUUUCUUUGUGCACACUGUAUUAAGUUGAGAAGAUCAAAGCAAUACUGUGGAAUCUGCAAGAAAGUGUGGCAUCACUCUGAUGGUGGGGACUGGGUCUGUUGUGAUGGUUGUAAUAUUUGGAUGCAUGCCGAGUGCACUGGUAUUUCCGGCAAUGGUUUUGAGGAUCUGUCAAGCUCUGAGUAUUUCUGCCCUGAAUGCAAAGUAAAAUCUAGUCAUAUUUCUGUGGAUUUACGACCAAGGGAACAAAAAGCCAGCCUUUCAAGCAGGGCUAUGGAAAACAACAAACAAACUGCAAUGCCUGAAAAGGUUGAAGUUGUCUGCAUGGGUGUUGAAGGAAUUUAUUACCCAAAUCUUCAUUUAGUUCAGUGCAAGUGUGCUUCUUGCGGGACAAGGAAACAAACACUUAAUGAAUGGGAACGACAUACAGGAUCCAGGGCAAAGAAAUGGAAGCUUAGUGUCAAAGUGAAGGGUUCAAUGAUAACUCUCGAAAAAUGGAUUAUGGAUCAUAGUGUUGCUGCUCUGAAGUUAGAUCUUCAGCAGUUGUUUGCUUUUCUGCAAGAGAAGUAUAAACCUGUUAAUGCAAAAUGGACUUCAGAGCGUUGUGCUAUUUGUAGAUGGGUUGAAGAUUGGGAUUACAACAAGAUAAUUAUUUGCAACAGGUGUCAAAUAGCUGUUCAUCAAGAAUGCUAUGGUGCAACUGACAUUGAAGAUUUUGCUUCAUGGGUUUGCCGAGCAUGUGAAACCCCUGAAAUUGAAAGGGAAUGUUGCCUUUGCCCUAUAAAAGGGGGUGCACUGAAGCCAACUGAUAUUGACACCUUAUGGGUUCAUGUUACAUGUGCUUGGUUUCGGCCUGAGGUUGCUUUCUUAGAUGUUAAGAAAAUGGAGCCUGCGACUGGCAUUCUUAGGAUUCCUCCAGAUUCCUUUGUUAAGGCAUGCACAAUUUGUGAACAAGUUCAUGGUGCCUGUACACAAUGCUGCAAGUGUGCUACUUCUUUUCAUGCAAUGUGUGCUCUAAGAGCUGGAUACCAUGUGGAAUUGAAGUGCUCUGAAGGGAAUGGAGUGCAGUUAAGCAAAUGGGUAUCAUAUUGUGCCUUGCAUAGGACCCCAAAUGCAGACAAUGUUGUGGUAAUGCGGACCCCCUUUGGGGUGUUCUCCAAUGGAAACUUGCUGCAGAAACAGAGUAAAGAACAUUGCCCAAGUGGUUCAAGGCUCAUUUCAUCUAAGUGUCUUGAACUCCCAGAUGCAUCAGAUAAUGGGAUCACUGAAUUUGAUCCUUUUUCUGCUGCAAGAUGUCGUAUCUUCAAGAGGUCCUGGAAGAAGAGAGAUGGACAAGAGGCAGUAUUUCAUCAACUUAUGGGGCCAAGGCAUCAUUCAUUGGAUCGGAUAGAAUAUUUAAGUUCACACACUGAGGAAGUAGCAGAUGUGAAGAGUUUUUCAACAUUCAAAGAGCGCCUUAUCCAUCUACAGAAGUCUGAAAACCUUCGGGUAUGUUUUGGUAAAUCUGGAAUACAUGGAUGGGGUGUUUUUGCACGGAGAAACAUUCAAGAAGGAGAAAUGGUCUUUGAAUAUCGUGGAGAGAAGGUGAGGGGCAAGGUUGCUGAUCUGAGGGAGGCGAGGUACCAACUUGAAGGCAAAGAUUGUUAUCUUUUUAAAAUUAGUGAUGAAGUUGUCAUUGAUGCCACCAAUAAAGGAAACAUUGCACGCCUAAUCAAUCAUUCAUGCAUGCCCAAUUGCUAUGCAAGGAUAAUUAGUCUGGGUGAAGAGGAGAGCCGAAUAGUUCUUAUAGCUAAGACUAAUGUUUCAGCCGGUGAUGAGUUAACGUACAAUUACUUGUUUGAUCCCGAUGAGCGUGAUGAUCGAAAAGUCCCAUGCCUAUGUGGUGCUCCCAACUGCCGGAAAUUUAUGAACUAGGUCAACAAAUGUACAGGAUUCUUUUGAGGAUACAAAGCUGUUCAAUUCUUCCCCAUACAGUUUUGUGGAUUCAAUUUUGCUAUACCCGUAUCUUAUAUUUCUAUAGUAUAGCACAGCAGAUUGGAAUUGUCAUAGUUGAGUUGAGCGGUAACAAAUUCAUGUGCUGUUUGGCUGGAAUUUGUAUUCUUUUUGGAAUAGGUGCAUAGUGUCUAUUUAAUUCAACUUGCGAUGUAGUGAAAACUUUACAUUGUAAUUGAUCAUGGGAAUGCUGCUGAUACUGAGAUUAUAAUUUCAAUCCAUUUACAUCAUUGUAAUUAUAAUUUAGU
Ipomoea nil (Japanese morning glory) is the source of this 4191-nucleotide messenger RNA. RefSeq names its product histone-lysine N-methyltransferase ATX3. The coding region runs from base 686 to 3865 and encodes 1059 amino acids. The record is from RefSeq and is a predicted model, not a curated record. Gene Ontology annotation, molecular function: protein binding. Gene Ontology annotation, biological process: regulation of transcription by RNA polymerase II. The transcript is spliced from 23 exons. Lineage: Eukaryota; Viridiplantae; Streptophyta; Magnoliopsida; Solanales; Convolvulaceae.